Lagenorhynchus albirostris (white-beaked dolphin) is the source of this 807-nucleotide messenger RNA. Its product is annotated as chondroitin sulfate proteoglycan 4-like. The record is from RefSeq and is a predicted model, not a curated record. Bases 1 to 732 code for a protein of 243 amino acids. NCBI's taxonomy places the organism in Eukaryota, Metazoa, Chordata, Mammalia, Artiodactyla, Delphinidae. The transcript is spliced from 3 exons.
AUGGGGUGGCUCCGGGCCCGCCGCCUCGUCCUGCUUGCCGCCUGCCUGGGGCUCUGCGGGGAGCGCGGGGCGCUCGGAGCAUCUUUUUAUGGUGAAAGCUAUGUGGGGCUCAACAUCAUAGAAGUUUCCUCUGAGUUAUCUCUUCAAUUAAAGUUUCAAACCAGCAAACCACAAGGAUUACUUUUUCUUGCAGCUGGGGAAAAUGACUACUGUAUGAUAGAACUUCUAUCAGGAAACUUACGGGCUGGGCAUGAAGAUGAUAUUCCGUCAGAGGCAGUGUUCAUUGUUAGGACUCCGCCAGUGCAUGGAUACCUCCAAAGAUCUUUAUCAGAGGAGGGCAGCUUGGGGACAGAUGAAAAGUCACCUCUGAUUUUUACACAACAGGACAUUGAUGAUGGUUAUAUCCAUUAUGUACAGACAACUCCUGACCAACAACAGGACUGUUUUUUACUGGAUGUGAUGAAUGGCUUCCAAGCUGUGAGUAGACUUGAAAUCUUGGUGGAUAUUGUCCCUAAGUGGAUUCCUCUGGCGGUACAAAAUUUCACAGUCCAGGAAGGUGGUUCCAAACUACUUCCAGAAGACUACUUCAAAAUUCCAAGCAAACAUUUUGAGGGACUUGACUGUGAAUUCGUUCUACUCACACCACCAAAACACGGUUCUGUUGAAAAUUCUCAUUUUCCAAGAGUAAAGCUAAUGAAAUUUACCAGGAAACAGGUAAUAGCUCUCAGCUGAUAUGUUUGGUUUUGGGUAUGUUAGAUAAGAGAAAAAACUUGUCUAUUUAUCAUUUAGAUCAUGGACUUUCGGGAG